Messenger RNA from Coregonus clupeaformis (lake whitefish), 6943 nucleotides. RefSeq names its product period circadian clock 3 (gene per3). The transcript has 23 exons. The coding region runs from base 602 to 4630 and encodes 1342 amino acids. Gene Ontology annotation, biological process: negative regulation of transcription by RNA polymerase II; entrainment of circadian clock by photoperiod; circadian regulation of gene expression. Gene Ontology annotation, cellular component: cytoplasm; nucleus. Gene Ontology annotation, molecular function: transcription cis-regulatory region binding; transcription corepressor binding. The record is from RefSeq and is a predicted model, not a curated record. NCBI's taxonomy places the organism in Eukaryota, Metazoa, Chordata, Actinopteri, Salmoniformes, Salmonidae.
GUCUGUCUUGCAUGCAUCGGCACUGGCAGUCCCGUGGGCUAAAACUUUGAUUAUAAGACUGUCUCUGUUGCUCUAUUCUGUAUCUGAGCGAAAACGGACAUUUUGCCUCCAUCCAGGAUUGGAGUAACCAUGACCAAACUCUAGUCUAGAUAAAGAAACAAAAUCAGUUUGUUUGUUUACCUUUUUCUCUCCCAUGUCAUUACCACUUAGCAAUUAACAUGGGUGUAAACAUAAGCUAGAAACAUUCCUGUCUAGAAGCCGGGGGUAGCGAGAAUUGUAUUGGACAGACAGGCCUGUAUACUUACAGAUGGAUGGACAGAGUAUACAGACAGAUGGACGUACACACUGAUGUGUGUUUCCCCCGCUCUCCCUGACCUGUCCACUCUGACUCCAGAGAGAGCCCAUGGAUGGAAUUAUCUGUUGUGCUCUACAGACCACGCCUUUACGCCCAACACUCAUAACAUACCUUAUAACCACACCUUAUAACCCCAGACUACCCAUGGGCCUCUGAACUACUUCUCUGCUGAUGAACAAGCACAUUGACUAGUGUAGUUGGACACAGUGGAUUGAUUAUUAACUCCUAAAGGGGCAAGGUUUGGGAAUGGCUGGAGGAGAUAGCGGUCCGGAAGGUGAGGAACCCUCAUCACCCCCGACGACUGGGGAGGGAGGUGGGAAGGGGGAUGUGUUUCCAGGAAAACAAGGAGAUGGGGAAGGGGUGAGGGAGGAGAGGUUAGGGGGAGAGGAGAGUGGUGGAGAGCCCUCUGGCGGAGAGGUGGGGCAGGAAGACGAGGAGAUGGCCAGUGGAACACAUGACCUCUCCGCCUCGGUCAAUCACAGCCCUCGCAGCAACAGUGGCUCCACAUCAACCAAGAGUUCUAAGUCUUAUACUGGCUCGUUCUCCUGUAGUCUCCACAGCUCCCUCUCUGGACAGGCAGGCCAACACAUGGAGGGUAGCGCCUGUGAGCAGACUGAUGCAGGUCGGGGGCAGGCUCACAGGGAAAUGAUGGUGACAGUAGCUGAGAUGAAGAAGACUGUUCCGUCAGACAAAUGCAGUCGCAGUAAAGCCAGCACUGUGGAGGCGCUACACUACGCACUCAACUGUGUCAAACAAGUCCAAUCCAACAGUGAGUACUACAAGCUGCUACUGCGUAACAGCCAGGAGGAGAGACCAGACUCCACGUCCUGUAGAUUAGAGGAGCUGAAGAGAGUCACCUCUGAACACACCUUCAAAAACACGGACUCGUUCUUGGUGGUGUUUUCCCUGGCGAGCGGGUGCGUGAUGUACGCCUCGGAGCAGGCUCCCAGCAUCCUUUGCUGUAAGAAGAAGUUCCUGGACUCGGCUAAGUUUGUGGAGCUGCUGUUCCACCAGGACGUCAACGUGUUCUACUCACACACCGCCCAGCCACACCUACCACCCUGGAGCAGCUCACACAGUGCGGCAGUUCUGUUUGAGUGUGCCCAGGUCAAGUCCUUCUUCUGCAGGAUCAGGGGUGGUAAGGACCGUGAGGGGGAGAUGCGCUACAACCCGUUCAAGAUCACUCCCUACCCGCUGAAGGUGCAAGGAGGCGGAGCUUUAGGAGAGGAGGAGGAGUUGUGUUGUCUGGCGCUGGCUGAACGCAUCAUCUCAGGAUAUGAGGCUCCCCGUAUCCCCAUGGACAAAAGCAUCUUCACCACCACACACUCCCCGGGCUGUGUGUUCCUGGAGGUGGACGAUCGAGCUGUGCCGUUGCUAGGAUACCUGCCUCAGGAUCUGAUUGGCACGUCGUUGCUGACCUGUAUUCACCCGAAUGACCGCCCCAUCAUGCUCUCUAUGCACCGCAAGGUGUUGAAGUAUGCGGGCCAGUCUCCAUUUGAACACUCCCCAGUGCGUCUUCGUUGUCAAAACGGAGACUACGUCACCCUGGACACCAGCUGGUCCAGCUACAUCAACCCCUGGAGCCGCAAGGUCACCUUCAUCAUCGGACGACACAAAGUCAGGACGGGCCCUCUGAAUGAAGAUGUGUUUGCUGCUCGGAGUAAAGAGGACCUGCCAAUCAUCCACGAAGAGAUUAAAAACCUGCAGGCCAAGAUCUACAAGCUCUUCCUGCAGCCGGUCCAUAAUAAUGGCUCCAGUGGUUAUGGCAGUCUGGGCAGUAACGGUUCCCAUGAGCACUACAUCAGUGUGGCUUCCUCUAGCGACAGCAAUGGCAACCUGUGGGAGGACUCACACCAUGAAUCGCAGAUCUGUGCUGAUGUGAACAAGGUGAAGAGUUGGGGCCAGCAGGCAUACUUGGAAUCCAGCCACAUACUCACCCCCUUUGGGAAAUCUGCCACAGUGCCCCUCCCCCACGCCAGGGCUGAGGUCAGAGGGCACGAGGAGACCAGGAAGCAAGCGCACAUUCCGUCCUAUCAGCAGAUCAACUCUGUGGACAGCAUCAUCAGGUAUCUGGAGGGCUGUGGUCCAGCCCUGAAGCGUAAGAGCAAGUCUCGCUCCAUCGGCACAUCUUCCUCCUCCUCCUCCUCAGAGGAUGACAAACCCACCACAGACCCACACACUGCCCAGGCCAGCUCCAAUGUUGUGGUGCUGGACAAUCAGGUGUCAGUGGGCUCUACAGCAGCAGUGGUGGUGGGAGCUGCUCUCACAGACAUCACUCUGUCUACAAAGGCUAUGAGUGUAGUGUCAGUCACCAGCCAGUGUUCCUACAGCAGCACUAUAGUACACGUUCCCCAGCCAGAGUCAGUGGUGACAGCCCUAGAGGAUGCACCAAUGGGCAGCGAGCCUGCUGACCCCACUCCUGCUCGCGCGGCCCCUAGACCCACCCUUAGCUCUUCUGCCAAGGAGCUGCAAUUGGUGGGUCUGACCAAGGAGGUCCUUUCAGCUCACACUCAGAAGGAGGAGCAGGAGUAUGUGGAUCGCUUCCGCCAUCGCAUCCUCCACAGUCCCUACAGCUCCUAUCUACAGCAAGACAACAGCUCCGGGGUUCAUUCUCACCACCCAGGUGACUACGUGAUACAGCCAGUGAGUGCAGCUGGGUUGAACCGCACUCGGACAGGGAAGCCUAAUAAACAGAAGCGUCCCAAACCCCAAACUUUGUCUGACAGCUACGCCUCCCCACCCGAGCCCCCUCGCCGAGCCCCUCUUGCCCUUCUCGCCCCCUACUCCUCCUGGCCCUCCUCCGAAUCCUCUAACCCCCUUCCCCAGCUGGGGCUGCCCUACCCUCCUAUAUCCCCUCCACAAGCCCCCAUGGGUCACCUCCAGACCCCCCACUUCAUCAUGCUGGGAGGCCAGCCAGGGGUGGACCAAGGGGGAAAACAGCAGCAGGCAUGCGGGGGCCCCAUGGUGCUUCAACCAGACCAGAACCCAAACUCAAUCCCACAGAACUUUCAGCACAACCUACAACAGAACAUUCAGCAGAACCUUCCGCAGAACUUUCAGUUUAUGCAGCCCAUUCAGAACAUGCAGACCCAGUCUAUGCAGUCUGUCCAGAUGCAGUCCAUCCAGUCCAACUUUCCCAGCCAGAACCUUCAGUCCAUUCAGAUACAGAGCAUUCAGGGCUUCCCCAACAUGCAGCCCAUGGCCCCAUCCCAGGGUUUGAACCCUUACAUGGCCCCAAUGAUGGCUGUGAUUCUAGCCAACUACCCCUCUUACCCUUCAGGCUACUCUACCAACUACCCUUCCUACCCUCCAGGCUACCCCACCACAUCUUCUCUGCUGCCCCAGGCCCCCUUCACCAUGUCAGGCUUCGGCCCUGGUCUAGGCCCCUUAGCCCAGCCUCAGCCUAGUUCCCAGCCCCAGACGCCCCCAGGCCAGCUACACUGCUCCCCCAGACCAAGCUCCUCAGUGGGGGAGGAGGCGGCGACUGGGCCCCCGGCUCUGUUCUCCAGCUCUCGCUCCAGUUCCCCACUGCAACUCAACCUGCUGCAGGAGGAGCUGCCCAAACCCAGCGAGGAUCAGAGCAGCACUGGACACACACACGCCCAUGCCGAGAGCCUGCACGAAGCGCACACCAAGGGGAUUGAUGCACCCUGUGAGUCGGGUAACCAUGACGCCCAGUCUACAUCCAGUGAGCUGUUGGACCUGCUGUUGCAGGAAGAUGCCAGGUCAGGUACUGGCUCUAACGCCUCUGGGUCCGGCUUUGGAGAGCCUGGCUCUCUAGGCUCUGGCUCUAAUGGAACAUCCACCUCACACACAGGAAGCAGUAACAGCAGUAAGUACUUUGCCAGUAGCAACUCGUCAGACACGUCUCGCAAAGCCUGUAAGAACCAAGAGACCCAGCAGGAUCACGCACAACACACACAACACGCCUUCAACAUGCGUGCCGAGAACUCCCUGUGGCGCAUGAUCCAGCACAUGCCAGAACCUGUGAUGAUGACCUACCAAAUCCACCCCAGGGACCAGGCAGAGGUGCUGGCUGAGGACAAGGAGAAGCUACAUCUGCUGCGGCCUCUACAGCCCUGGUUCACCCAGGAACAGAGAGAGGAGCUGGCUGAAGUCCACCCCUGGAUCCAACAACACACCGUCCCUCAGAUGUUAGACACACAGGGCUGUGUGAACUGUAGUGCAGGAACAGAGAUUCACCCCCAGGAUCCAGAGAGCUCCUCCCCUUUGGAAGGCCCUCAGCAUGAUUCUAGUCCUGCCCCUGACACCUGAUACGCCCCCAUCUAGGAAACGCAAACCUGCCGCGCCGGGACCCUUAACUCCGCCCACAAGAUAUCUACUGACCAAUUACUAGGAGCUCAGAGAGGCUGUAUCUCAGUGCCCUAGAACAGUGUUUCCCAAACAGUUUUUGGUUUUUGCCCUAGCACUACACAGCUGAUUCAAAUAAUAAACUAAUCAUCAAGCUUUGAUUAUUUGAAUCAGCUGUGUAGUGCUAGGGUAAAAACCAAAACCCAGGGUUGCCAGGUCUAGCAAAAAUGUCUAGCCCAAUGACCUAUCAAAACCACCCACAAGGCCUGAAAACUAGCCCAAAUAUUUUUGGGUGCAGCAAGAGAGGAGUUGCCACAUUCAUCCAAUAAACCCUUUUCCCAUAACGUUAUCAAGCGAAUUAAGAAGGAAUAUCGACGUAAUUUCUAACUAUGUAGGCUAAGAAGCAAAAUGCGGUUUUCCAUCAAAAUAAUAAUUCUGCCGAGUUUAAGAAUAUAUUGCAAGAGAAAUUAUCAUUUGCCCUUAUUAAACUCGACAGAUCAUUUUCCAUCAAUGGAUGUCGAUUUAACUUGUUUUGACUGCUAUGAUUAAGCAAUAAGGUGAGGAGGUGUGGCAUUUGGCCAACAUACCACAGCUAAGGGCUGUUCUUAGGACACAUCCCUUAGCCGUGGUAUAUUGGACAUAUACCACAAACCCCUGAGGUGCCUUAUUGCUAUUAUAAACUGGUUACCAACUUAAUUAGAACCGUAAAAAGUAAUUGUCAUACCUGUGGUACACUGUCUGAUAUACCACGAUUUUCAACCAAUCAGCUUUCAGGGCUCAAACCACCCAGUUUAUAAUUGUAAAUAAAUCCUGUUUGCGCAUGUACAUAACUAUAGAUAAAUCCGACAGGAGAGUUUGAGUGAUGAAAGUUGGACAGAGGAUCUUGAAAUCUCUGUGCAAGAAACACUUAGGUGAACUUUGAAAAAAAUGAAUGUUAGGCGGACAUGGCAACCCUGCGUACACCCCUUGGGGUCCCCAGGACUGAGUUUGGGAAAGGCUGCCCUAGAACCUUCAGACACAGAUAAACACACAUACACAGAUCUGAACAGCUGCGUCAGAGGCUGUAUUGGGCCGGAGGGCGCAGAGGAAAGGAGCAUUCUGAUUGGCUCUUUCUGGCAGGCGAGAGAUGGGUAUUCUUAUUGGCUGGUUGCUCAGCCACAUGUGAUCCAAUUGGGGUCCAGAGAUUCAGUCACGUCUGUCAGAUUUUGUUGGAUUCCAAUGGAUUACUUGUACUCUCGCUCUCUGUCCCUCCCUCUCUCUAACUAUAGACCCUGUGUAUAUUAAUUUGUGUUGUGUGUGAGUCUAUUCUUCAGGCUCUUUAAUCCCUGGAUGGCCUGACACCACUGGGAGAUAUCAAGAACACAGACUGAAAUCUACUCAUGUUAUGGACACACACACUCGGGGUGAUACUGGCAGAGUGAUUGUAUGGACAGUUACAGCACUAAGCCGACUCCCACUCCAAAUGAACUCGAUGCAUUUUUGUCUAGCGAGCAAAUGGAUCUCACAAGCAGAAGGGCCUUAUGUAGUGUAGAAGUGACAUGUGUAUGGACACACACUGUGAGAUACGGGGUAAUGUUACGGACACAGAAACCCUCAGUAUGAUACAGACAGUGACGGGGUGUUGGACUGCAGUACAGUCUGGGCUGUUCCCUGGAUCCAUGGACCAGCAGCAGGGACACCAGAAUGAACAGUUGCCAUGAUGUUGCAUUACGGUUGACAUUCCACCACUUCUGCUCCUUUCAAUUUCUAACUUUGAGAUUGUUGUUUAUUGUUUGUCUACGAUUCCAAAGGCUCCACCCAAGACACAGACUCUUUCCCCCAACCAACCUUAUCCCUUAUACCCUGGGCUUUCUACCAAUAGGAACCACUAGAAUGUGAUCUUCAAUCCAAUGACAAGCACUUAAAUCCAUUGAUAACUGUAAUUUAACCCUAUCCUUCCCCUAGUGCUCCUUGUCCUAACCUUAACAAGCUGCAACCCCAGCCAGGUUCACUUAUUGAAUGAAAUGUUAUAAAGGCUUGAUGUUAGCGUCUUGUGUAUGUUUGCGUGUGUGUGUUCUCUAUGUGCUCAUGUCCAUAAGCGUCCUGUUGUUUGUCAGAUAUAUCUGGAUGAUGUCAUCCAGGUUUUGUACUGUUUUUAGUACAAAAAAAGGUAUAUUACAGCACAAUGUAUUUUAGAAAAUAAACUGUAUACAAAACAAUGUUCACUGUGUAAAACAGCCAUUUGUCUUGAAUUCAGUGAGUUUUUGAAAUGACUACAUAAAAAAGACAAAACAAUGA